AUGGCCGUGUUAGGGCCGAGUGUGAGUGUAAAUAUGAAUGGUCAUAGUAAUAUUCAUAGCCAGUUAACUAAAUCUUUAGAGAGAAUUUUAGAAGAUGCUUAUUUAAGUGGUGAAUUAAAAUUAAGCGGACGAAAGCUGAGAGAGUUUCCAAAACCAGUGAAAUAUGACUUGAGUGAUACAGUUGUUGCUGAUGUGUGUAAUGUUCCUCGAAACACUUUAGAAAAUGUAUGCAGAGAAAAUGGAAAUGUA
Molecule: messenger RNA, 249 nt
Organism: Brenthis ino (lesser marbled fritillary)
Lineage: Eukaryota; Metazoa; Arthropoda; Insecta; Lepidoptera; Nymphalidae
Source: the annotation of a GenBank genome assembly